Molecule: messenger RNA, 424 nt
Organism: Wasmannia auropunctata (little fire ant)
Lineage: Eukaryota; Metazoa; Arthropoda; Insecta; Hymenoptera; Formicidae
Exons: 3
Coding region: 47-268 (73 amino acids)
Source: RefSeq, a predicted model, not a curated record
CCGCACAACUGCAGUCUCAGAAGAGUUAAGAGCGCAUAAAGUGAACAUGGUUAAGCUCGGAAUACACGUUCUACUUUUGCUGGUUGUCACAAUGGACUUGAUACCAGCGAUGCCGUAUCCCGGCGGUCAUCACGAACACACGCACUUCAUCAUCCACGUGCCGCAUCAUAUUCACAAGCAUCAUCAUACACUCGUGAAGAAGAUUUACAUACCGGUUAAAUCACAUCAUCAUCAUCAUCACCAUGAGCAUGAAGAAGACGGCUGGUAAAUCAUUUUGUCUCACGAAUUCCUUGUUAAGUUAAAGGAUCCUAUCACGGCAGAGUUAUUUAAUCAUAAUCUUCUGAUGAUAUCUGAUGACUACUUGUUUGUUAUUGUUUCACACUGUUAAUUGUGCAAAAUAAACAUAUUUAUAUACUAAUGACUA